This is a messenger RNA of Parastagonospora nodorum SN15, 1752 nucleotides long. RefSeq lists its product as hypothetical. The transcript has 2 exons. Gene Ontology annotation, molecular function: protein binding. NCBI's taxonomy places the organism in Eukaryota, Fungi, Ascomycota, Dothideomycetes, Pleosporales, Phaeosphaeriaceae. The coding region runs from base 1 to 1752 and encodes 583 amino acids. The record is from RefSeq and is a predicted model, not a curated record.
AUGAACGAACGCUCCAAGCUCCCCGUCUUUACACGCAGCACGGCACUGCGACAAGCCGCCAUGUCUCGCUCACGGCGGCCAGACAGAGACACGAGCGCCUCCCGAUCCGACUCCUCCGCCUCCACCUCCCCCGAGCGCGGCUUCGACGAUGACAAGGACUCGAUCAUGCUGAAUUCCAAUGAUUCCCUGUCUUCCCUCGCACCCUCGGUUUCUCUCGAUUCGGACGACGAUGCUCGGCGACGGGCCAUUGAGGAGCAGAACCGAAUCUCACCCAUAUCCCGCCUACCCGCCGAGCUCAUGAUAGCCGUCUUUGCAAAACUGUCCUCGCCCGCCGACCUCAAGAACUGCAUGCUAGUCUCCAAAGACUGGUCCCGAAACAGCGUCGGCCUUUUAUGGCACAGGCCGUCGACGAACAAGUGGACGAACGUGAAGAGCGUCAUACACACAAUACGGACCGUCGCGAGCUUCUUCGAGUACAGCAGCCUCAUCAAGCGCCUCAAUCUGUCGGCGCUAGGCAACGAAGUGAGCGACGGAACACUGGGCCCUCUUUCCGUGUGCAAGCGUGUCGAACGAUUGACGCUUACAAACUGCACCAAGUUGACCGAUCUGAGCCUGGAGGCCAUGCUGGAGGGCAACAGGAGUCUCUUGGCCCUCGACGUGACAAGCGUGGAGGCCCUGACCGACAGGACCAUGCUCGCCCUCGCCAAGAACGCAGUACGGCUACAGGGACUGAACAUCACAAAUUGCAGGAAGAUAACAGACGAUUCACUGGAAGAGGUCGCCAAGAGCUGCCGUCAUCUGAAGCGCCUCAAGCUGAACGGAUGCUCCCAGCUCACCGACCGGAGCAUAAUCGCAUUCGCCAUGAACUGCCGCUAUAUCCUCGAAAUCGAUCUCCACGACUGCAAGAACCUCGCCGACGAGUCCAUCACGACCCUGAUCACAGAAGGACCACAACUGAGAGAGCUACGGCUGGCUCACUGCUGGAGAAUCACGGACCAGGCCUUCCUUCGCCUGCCCUCUGAAGCCUCAUAUGAGAGCCUUCGCAUACUAGAUUUGACCGACUGUGGGGAGCUAAACGAUGCGGGAGUUCAGAAGAUCGUAUACGCAGCGCCACGUCUGCGCAAUCUUGUCCUCGCCAAAUGCCGCAACAUCACAGACAGAGCCGUGCUUGCAAUUACGCGCCUCGGCAAGAACCUGCACUACAUACACCUCGGCCACUGUUCGCGAAUCACAGAUGUGGGUGUUGCCCAGCUGGUCAAAUUGUGCAACAGGAUACGUUACAUCGAUUUGGCGUGCUGUACGAACCUUACAGACCAGUCUGUCAUGCAGUUGGCUACACUCCCGAAAUUGAAGCGCAUAGGACUUGUCAAGUGCGCAGCCAUCACAGAUCGCAGUAUCCUAGCGCUCGCCAAACCGAAGCAGGUUGGCAGUGGCGGACCUAUCGCACCUAGCGUACAAGCCUUCCUCCGUGAUGACCUCCUCGUGUUUUGCCGCGAAGCACCGCCCGAGUUCAACGAGCACCAACGCGACGUCUUCUGCGUAUUUAGUGGCCUAGGCGUGGGCCGAUUGCGCUUGUUCUUGAACACGCACGGGCAGGGCGAACUCCGUACCUACGACGGUGAAGGCACCAUGUACGCCGAUGACGAUGGCGACCAGAUGGGCAACGUGACUGCCCAAGCAGCUGGCAUGGUCAUGGACGAGGGCGAGGAAGAGCCGUUUGGUGACGACAGUGAGAUGUUAGGCCAGGACUAA